Molecule: messenger RNA, 3565 nt
Organism: Oncorhynchus masou masou (cherry salmon)
Lineage: Eukaryota; Metazoa; Chordata; Actinopteri; Salmoniformes; Salmonidae
Product: cdc42 effector protein 1-like
Exons: 4
Coding region: 938-2155 (405 amino acids)
Biological process (GO): regulation of cell shape; positive regulation of actin filament polymerization; positive regulation of pseudopodium assembly
Cellular component (GO): cytoplasm; membrane
Molecular function (GO): small GTPase binding
Source: RefSeq, a predicted model, not a curated record
UCUUCACCGCCUACUCAAGCUCAUUCUGCUGAAGCUGAACGCGCUAAACGUACUGUCCGGUUACAAGACCGGCUACUAGAACUCACAAUACAUCAUGAUACUUCAUCAUAAUUACGGAUUUUUGGCAUUAUCAUAAAAAGUACGCUCUUUUAAUCGUAUCCCAUCUGCGUGAACGGCUCUUAGUCUACUUGCCCAGACAGCAUGUUCAAGAGUGAGGCCAAGGUAGCUUCUCUGACCCAGAUAACCAGCAGAUAACCAGCAGGCCUGGUGGAGAGGACCAGCACAGACCCAGAGAGAGGAGCGUCAGUGCCAGGACACAGCCCAGAAAGAGGGAGGAGAGAGCCCCAAAAACGUAUUGACGGACAGGCGAGGGGAAGAAGAGAUCCAGGAUUAGGGGCUCAUCCAGGCUACAACCAAUCCCCUGAGGAGACCCCCCUUUUUCCUUCUGAAAACUCAGACAGCCGCCCGGAUUACUGCAUUAAACGUAUUACCUUUUAUUAGAGUCUUCUCUUUUUGUUAUUUUUUCUGAAACCAACUGGUGCUCAUUUUCAGCCCUGCUCUAUCAGAUGCCUGGAGUGUGGGCGGCUGGAUUUGUGUAACUCUGAAAACAAAGGAUCAGAAGGAGAGGAGGAGGACAGAGCAGGGCAUGGGGGGAUGCUGGAACGUGUAGGAGACAUCUAGGAGCGUUCCUUAAAGACGUGUGGGGAUAAACCUUCGGGCUCCAGCUGUGUCUGCGGGAGUCAGACGAGAGGUCAAAAAGUCUCGCUCUCUUUCUCUUUCUUUCAACCAUGAGAGAGAAUCUGCUUUGCUUCACAUUCACACACAAGCUGAGCAGUGCAUGAUUGCUUUUGACUCUGCAGCUCACAGUCACAUAGGAGAGUUAGUCAGAGAUGUUGAGGUGGUGGCUUGAACUAGAACCUUACCCUUGGCCAUAACCAUGAACCUGGGGAAGAUCCCUGGCCUGAAGGGCCUGGUGGCCGGCUCUCAGGGUAAACGUCAUUUCAAGGGUGACCUCACCUUGGACAUGAUCAGCCCUCCGCUGGGAGACUUCCGUCACACCAUGCAUGUGGGCCGCGGAGGGGACGUGUUCGGGGACACUUCGUUCCUUAGCAAUCAUGGCGGGGCCGCCAACGGAAAGGAGGAUGAUGAUUCCGUCACAAGUCCUGACAACAAGAUCGGGGCUUUCUUCUCCCGGACCCUCCGGCAUGUUCGGAAGACACCAGAGCAUCCCAGGGGGGGGUCGAAGGACCUGUCUCCGCCACCCCCUCCCAUCUCCCCCAUCAUCAAGAAUGCAGUGUCCCUCCCCCGGCUGGAUGUGGAUGGCUGCCCUAUUAAAAACCUCUUUCACACCUCUCCUACCUCCCUGGAUGAGACCACUUAUGGUUAUGGUCUGGAGUCAGGCUUUGUCACUCUGCCCCGUCUCUCCCGCUCAGCGGAGCGUCAGUCGCAGCAGGGAGGCUCUAACUCCUGUACCCCCAACACCCACUGCGGCUCGCUCACCGACGUCUCUGCCCUCCUGUCCUCCUCCGCUGACCCGACCCUGACCUCUGGCCCCAGUCACAUGACCCGGUUCGACUCCUUGUCCUCCAUGGCAUCCUUCACAUUCGACCUGGGGCCCUCCCUCAUGAGCGAGGUGUUCGGUUUGAUUGACAGCCCUAAUGGCCACCCAGAGCCCAGCCACGCCUGGGAGGCAGAAGAGGCGGAAGAGCCAAGCGGCACUGCGAUUGGGUUUGGGUUUGCGACCAAUGAAGGCUCGGAGAUGGACUCGGAGAUGGAUGCCACCACUGCCUCAUUGGUGGAUUCUCUGCUUCGAGAGGACUGUAGUAGCAGCAGGAAGAGUCCAUAUGGGAUGGAGUGGGAAGAGGAGGAAGAGGAGGCUAGGAGAAUGGAGGUGAAUGGAGGUGAGCAGCAUCUUAAAGGGGCAGUGCCUGAUUUAGUUAUGGGCUCCCCCUCUAGACAGAGGCCUGCUAUGGAGAGUGAGAGGUUCCAGGGUUCCACUGAUGUGCUGGGGGUGCUCUAUGGGGUUGGAGGGCUCCUGAAGGGGCAGCAGAGGAUGGAUCUGGAGGGAAAGGUGACCAUGUGCCAGACCAUGAAGAAAACCCCUUACAUCUGCAUUACACCUGAUGAGGAGGAGGAGGAGGAAAUCAAAGUCUGAACUACAAUGACAGUCUCAAUUGUGUUUAACUAGAAUUACCUACAACAGAUGUCCCACUGGGCACACACUGGUUAAAUCGAUGUUGUUUCCAUGUCAUUUCAAUUAAAUUACUUGAACCAACAUGAAAUAGACGUUGAAUUGACGUCUGUGACCAGUGGGUUGUGACUAUUGGUUAAUUCCUUGUAAAGUCUUGUUUUAAGAAACUGGCUCUAUUGACCUGACUCAGCUUUGAACCCUUCAUAAUUUUCAAAUAUUCCUUUCAGAAAUGUAAUGUUAUGUCGUCAGGAGACUCACUUGAAGACUUUGAUUGUUCCCAAAUUGUUCCCAAAUUCACCUAAAUGUAAUGGAAAGUAUGUUUGUUGAAAGACUCAUUGAAAGAUUAUGGAUGCUGAAAGUUCCCCAAGCAAACAUGCUGUAUGGAAGGAGCUAGAACAGGCUAAUAAUAGCUAACUACAUGUCCUUUUAAAAGAGGUCACUGGAACCAGUGGAGAACAAAGAAAUAAAGAGAUGGGGUAGAAAGUGUGAGAAUGUACCAGAGAAAGUGGUUGGACACAGAGGAGUUACCAUGGAAACCAUAGGAGGUUGGUGCCACAUUAAUUGGGGAGAACGGGCUCGUGGUAAUGACUGAAGUGGAAUAGUAUCAAAUACAUUAAACACAUCUAUUUGCCAUCCAUGCCAUCCAUUUGUGCCGUUCCGGCCAUUAUUAUUAGCUGUUCUCCCCUCAGCAGCCUCCUGUGAUGUAAACACUAAAGACAUUGCUCAACAGUGUGUAAGUCUGUUAGCAGCUGGUUAAAUAUCUACUGCGUGGACUUCCUGAGAAAAAUGCUCAGUGUGACUUCAUGUAACUAUUCAAGGCAAAAGGCAGGACACGAAAACAAGGUAGUAGCGGUUUCAACCCAACUUCAUCUUUCCCUCACCACCAACCAGUCCCAUGGAAAUUAACUACGCCAAGAGAGAGAUCUUAACUCUUUGCACGUGAUGUUAACUUCAGGAAAACAAUACUCUUUUGCCUGAAGAUUACACCCAAGACAAACACUUCAUUUUUGCUUAUUCUACCGAUAUAGUAUGAAGCACAAACCAUGAGAAAUUCACUCAGAAAUGAAAUUGAAGAUAAUUUUGUACAAUGUAAUAAUCACAAGUAUAAUGUUGUUACAGUAUGUUUGUUAAUUCACAUAUUUACAUCAUACCCCAUUUAGACAUGUUUCCCAAAUUCAUUAUGGGUCUAGCUAACUCUCAUCUUGCUUUUCGAUAGGAUAGUCAACUGCUUGUCUGCUAUUCUGUCAACCAAUGGUUGAAUCCUAUUUUUAGACUAUAUUAAGAAAAACAGUGUCCCCCAUCCGCAUCAAUGUGCUGCUAUUGAUACCAAUGAUAUUUCUAUAAUGAUAAAUGAAAUAAAAUGUUUUUAAUAAG